This is a messenger RNA of Peronospora farinosa, 2460 nucleotides long. Lineage: Eukaryota; Oomycota; Peronosporomycetes; Peronosporales; Peronosporaceae. The record is from the annotation of a GenBank genome assembly.
AUGUACGAAGAGGAGAAUACGAACGAGGCGCUCUUGGCUGUAGACAUUCCCCCAGUGUCUUCUCCACCUCGUCGUCUUCGUCGCGUAGAUACUGCUCUGCUCGUUGUCCUUUUGAUCGUCACGUGCUUCAUUAGUGCGCGCCCGCCCGCUCUGCGUACUUCGAACCCAUUGUGGGUUUCCAAUGACACACGUAAUGUACACUAUUUGAUGUACGAUGACAUCAAUCCAGCCAAACGUCAAUCCGGAUAUAGUAUUAAAUAUUCCACUCGAGGGUUUGAGAUUGAUGGCAAACAGACGCUUUUAUUAGGAGGUUCAAUCCAUUAUCCACGAAGCUCACCAGGUCAAUGGGAACAAUUGUUACGAGAUGCUAAACGAGACGGUCUUAAUCAUAUUGAAAUGUAUGUAUUCUGGAACUUGCAUGAACAAGAACGAGGAGUAUUUAACUUUGCAGGGAAUGCCAAUAUUACGAGAUUCUAUCAACUAGCAGCAGAAGUAGGACUAUUCUUGCACGUUCGGUUUGGUCCGUACGUGUGUGCUGAGUGGAGUAAUGGAGGUCUGCCCGUGUGGCUUGAUUGGAUCCCUGGGAUGAAAGUACGAUCAAGUAAUGCUCCUUGGCAGAGUGAGAUGGAGAGAUUUGUUCGGUAUAUGGUGGACCUCUCAAGACCCUUUCUGGCAAAGAACGGUGGACCAAUUAUUAUGGCACAGAUUGAAAACGAGUUGGAAUCGCAUGAUGUCGAGUACAUCAAGUGGUGUGGUGAUCUUGUGAAGCAAUUGGAUACGUCGAUUCCAUGGGUCAUGUGCGACGCCAAUGCAGCUGAAAACACGAUUCUCUCGUGUAAUGCUGAUAACUGUUUCGAUUUCGCGGUAACAAAUGUACACGAUCGCCCAUCGGACCCACUUGUGUGGACUGAAGAUGAAGGUUGGUUUCAAACGUGGCAGAAGGGUAAAAAAAGACCGUUGCCAAAUGACCAGCGAACUCCUCAAGAUGUGGCGUAUGCUGUGGCUCAAUGGUUUGCGAUCGGCGGUGCCGCACACAACUACUAUAUGUAUCAUGGUGGCAAUAAUUACGGCAGGGGUGCUUCUGCGGGAGUGACUACUAUGUAUGCUGACGGUGUAAAUCUUCAUUCAGAUGGUCUGAGCAAUGAGCCAAAACGAUCUCAUUUGCGCAAGCUUCACAAGGCGCUAAUUGAGUGCAAUGAUAUCUUACUGCUGAAUGAUCGGCAAUUGCUGAAUCCUCAUAGCCUGGUACAUGCAGACCAGCAGUCUACACAAUCUUCGUCACAGCAACGAGCUUUUGUGUAUGGGCCAGAAGAUGGACCGGAUCAAGUGGCAUUCUUAGAAAACAUGGACAACAAGGGAGUAACCGUAGUUUACAAGCACAGCAGAUAUGAUCUUGCGCCAAAGUCCAUCUUGAUCGUCAAGGACGGAGCUCUUCUUUUUGACACUGCAGACGUACAGAAGUCAUUUCUAGGCGAUCAGCAUCGAUCGUACAUGGCGCUGGUGAAAGCUGACACUCUCAAAUGGAAAACAUGGAGCGAGCUUGAUGUAUCACCACGGGCUCCAAGAAAACGAGUGGUGGCCAACCGACCGGUUGAGCAACUUCAGUUGACCGCAGAUCAAUCCGACUAUUUAACUUAUGAGACCUCGUUCACUUUAAAACAGCUAGAUGGGCGUACUGGCGAUAGUGACGAUGCCGCGGUGACACUGAAGGUAACCUCAUGCGAGGCCAGCAGUAUCAUCGCUUUCGUCGACAAGCGGCUUAUCGGUGAGAGAAAUCUCGGAUACCCUGGUGAAAACUGCUCCCAGGAGUUCCAAUUCUACUUACCGGCGAAUAUUGAUGCAGACCGUAAGCAUGACCUGAAAUUGGUGUCUAUAAGUCUGGGAAUCUACUCGCUAGGCAGCAACCACAGCAAAGGAAUAACGGGUAGUGUUCGAGUUGGACACGUGGAUCUCACAGACGGCCAAGAAUGGUUGAUGUACCCGAGUCUUGUUGGCGAGCAGUUGGAGAUCUAUCGUUUGCAGUGGUUAAAUUCGGUACCGUGGACUCCGAUUCCUCGUGUGGAUGCAUUUUCUGGAAAUGCUGUCAAGAAGGGUCGCCAACUGAUGAGUUGGUAUUGCACGUCAUUUCGGUAUCCUGCGCAACAGGUGGAGAGCGAGCAGCAGUCGUCAAUCCUGCUCGAUUUCCUUGGACUCACCCGUGGCCGUGCGUUUAUUAACGGCCAUGACUUGGGUCGCUACUGGCUCAUUAAUGACGAGGGCGACUUUGUUCAACGCUACUAUCAUGUUCCACAAGACUGGUUGUUGAAGGAUCAAGAGAAUCUUCUUGUAGUAUUCGAUGAGCUCGGUGGAUCGGUUGCUGACGUGCGGCUGGUGUCCUCUACGAUGGUUUCAACUAUAGAGAUUGACGACAGUCUCAUCGUCGCUGACAUUGCAAUGCAAAUUAGGCAAGGCUCGAAUUAG